AUGUCGAACGAGUACACGACGGCUGCAAGAUUGCAACAACAUCAUCUUUCAUCGGGUAGCGCCAACAUGGACAUGUGUGUUUACUCGAAAUUGUUGGAGGGGUCCUCGACAAUUCUGCAGGCAAUCAACGCAUUAACGCCACUGGCCCCGAAGGCAGCAAACAUUGUUGAACGCGAGAUCGUAAAUUUUAUGCGUGCGGCGACGCCCGAGCACCGCGUUCGAUGUAUAUCGCAAAUAACGGGUGCGCUUCGUGAACCAGCAUUCUACAAUCAGCGUCAUAAGAGGGGGUGUGCCACCUUUCUGCAUAAACUUGCGGUACAUUUUGUGUUUCCGCUUCUGUUGCACUCUUCCGUGCGGUAUCUUCACCGAGCCCUUGCCACCCUUGUCCGCACGGUGUACGUCGUGAGUGAGGAUCUUGAGUUGUGUUUUCAAGAGGCAUUUGUUACCGCGCACAUAAAGCCUUGGUUUCGCGACGGGUGCCGCCCUAGUUUGUUGCAGCAUCUUGACUCCACCGAACUGUCCCUGUUGAAGGAUCCCAUUAUGAACUGGGUAAACUGCAUAGAUGGCACAAUGUGUGUUGCCGUUCCGCUCUUUCCAGCAGUGUUUGCUAACACAUUUUUCGACGUUGUUCCGCUUCUGGGCGACAGCCUGCAGUGGAUGGUAGACAAUGCCUGCGCUGGAUGUUCCCAGUCAGAAUGUGGGAAAGGCAACAGCGGCAUGCUUCUGGGCGAAGAUUUGUCGUAUGUCCGCUAUGGCAUCCGUGUUGUAACGACAUAUGUUCAUAAAUUUCUUCAUCUUCUAGGUGAUGUCCUGCAUGAAGGGGAGGAACAAAAGAUGGCUGAGGUGCAGGAGGAUAUAUGCAAACUUUUCUCUUCUUCCUUGAGGAUGCUUUCAUCGGCAGUAUUUCCAAAAGAUGUUCUUAACGGUGCUGGACUCCUUGUAUCCUCGCUUUUGACAAUCCGCACGUGCGACGCAUCGUUUUUACUUGAGAUCUGUCGCUACUGCGGCGCCAGUGAAGUCCGUAAGGAGUCGAACUUCACUUCGGUUGCUGACGACGAUGGUUGUAGCAAACGAUGGACGGAAGAGUACGUUAGGGAGUUUGUGCAACUUGUGUGUUCCAGUGACCCUCAGCAUGAGAUAUUGCAACGCUCCUUUUCACGAGACUCGUUGCGCCGAAUAUUCUAUUCGUUCACUGCAAAUGGUCGUUUCGCCUUGAUGAAGGGUUUACUUGCGCAUUUAUCGACCCCUCUGCGCGGUAACAUUGGUUCUGUUGGUGUGCUGCUGAAACCUGUUGUCCCUUUAUUGGACAAUCUCAGUUCCUAUGCCGCCAGUGGGCGGCCCUUGGUUGCGGUGUACGACGUCAUAAUUCCAGCUGCUAUUUCUUAUUGCUCCGCCCUCCAUGUCCCAGACACGCGCUUCAUGGCCAUUCAAACUAUAGAUUCUGUUGUUCGACACCUUUCUUCUGUGUUUACAUGCAUUGCUGACCUACUCGAAACCACGCUUGAAGAAAGCGUCGUCGAAGGCACGACGCGUGUAGUGAAGAGGGGCGUGCAGCGUGCUGGCGGAGUUGGGUUACUGACUGAAACUGAUCGCAAGGCACUAAGCGCACUGUGCGCAAAUACUUCUGGACUUAUGCGAGCGCUAAGCGAAGCAACAGAGGUAAUCAUGGGGAUGUGGGACGACAGUACACAGCAUGUGGCCGGGCCGCUAUAUGGAGCAUACAGCGAAAUACUUGCUGUCCAUUCCUCUGUUAGACGUUGCAACACCCUUUUGUCGCAAGGUUCUGGUGCACCAAACCAGGAAGUCGAUGCACUGGAUGUUGCGGAGACCCUACAUGUAAUUCUGCCAAUACCCAAUGAAAGGAGAGGUAAGUACCACGCACUUUUGGCCCUUCUUGACGUUGUGCAGGUACCUCAGUUUCUCUUGGAGCUGCGUCAACAUCGUGCUAAAUGCAGCAAAGAAGGCGCUGCUGAUUAUUGUUCUGCAGUGACGCCCGAUGAUGUUUCAGAAGUUGAUGCGCUCUGCGAAUUCAGCAGAAUGCUUCUUGGUGGCGCAAUAAAUCCCAAGGUAGGGAGCGCUGCUGGUGAAGUUUUUGCGAAAACGGCCAAUUAUAUUCGUCUUUCGAGCGGUACUGAAACAGAAACUGAAAAACUGUUUUUUGGGGGUGUCAUUGAGCCGUUGUUAAAGUCAAUUGUGGUUCCCGGAUAUUGUGCACCUUUGCACGUCGAAGAUGCGACACGUAUCUCAAACAUUGUGACACACAUGAUCUCUCCGUGUCUGAAACGUGACGAGUCAUACCUCCCAACCCUGUUGUCGCGUUUAGCAACGAUGGUCGAAAGCGGGGAUUGCUAUUUCCGGCUGGGUCAAAGUAUUGUUGAAAUUUUACACCGUGCUCGUGUUGCUGGCAGGGAUGUGAGCACUUAUAUUCAUCCCAGAAGUCGCCUUUUCAAGGUUGUCCUCUCGAGUCUACAAUCACAUUCAAGCGAACUUCGUUAUACCGCAUUGGGUCUGUGCGUGCUCACCAUGAAGAAGGCCGAGCCUGUGCAUUACUGGCAGUGUCGCCUCAUGGAAUGGUACAUUAGUACUAAUAUGCACUCGGGAGGUGAUUCGGCGGCCAUGCGAAACCUUUUAGAAGUAUACAAAAAAUGGGCUCAGCGGCUGGUUGACAGUUGUGCGAGCAAGUGCAGCAAUCGUCGCAGGAAGGCAGAAGGGAACGAAACGAGCGAUCAGUAUAGAGAUCUUGUCACCAAACACUUCGUUCGAACCGUGUCGUACAUUGCACCGCACAUUGGUGAGUCUGUAGAGUGGUGCCGCAAUCUUUCGCUUGAACGACGCGUGACAGCGAUGAUGAUAUACUCAUGCCUCCUCCGAAACUCCACUGAGGUUUUCACAGAUACACAACUUCACGAACUUCAGGAGCAGUUACUUCCCGAAACCCUUGUCGAAGGUUUGCUAGAGUGUCUGUCAUCAGGUUGGGUGAAAGCACGCGAGUGUGCGUUUGGCAUCCUUCAAACGUAUUGCAAGUAUGCUGCCAGCGCUGUAUUUUCUGAGCGCCGCUUGGGUAACCCGGUGGCGGCUAGUGAUGCGAAGGCAGGGCUUUCCCAUGCUCGCACGUACAAAAAGGCGGAAGGUGAGGUGUUGCGAUAUGUAUUGGCCACAUAUUUCACACCCGCUGCUAGGAAAGCGGCAUCCGAGGACCCACAAAGAGAGUGCAAACGGCGGCUGGAAUUAGUAAAACUCGAGAUUGCUGCACUUCACGGCAAAUUUGUCGGACUAUGCCAAUUGGGUACUAAGAAGGCAUACCAACUUGUCAAACUUCAUCCAUUUCACGGUUCUCUUUCGCUUUGUGCAGCAUUGCUAUCAAAUGUCAAGGAGGUAUGUACCACUGCUGACGGACUGCAAGAGUCGUGUAACCAGAUGCUUCUGUGCUGCAAUCAGGCUCUACAGAAUUGUUCCCUACUUGUUGGGGGGGAGGCCAGCGGCUCUGCAAAUGAAGGUGAUGUGGACGUGGACUGUCGCGGGCACGCAUUCGACAAAGGGAACCCUUGCGAGGAGGCGAGUAUGCGUGCAGUUGUGAACAACACAUGGCUCUGUAUCCGCACAGCCGCCGCCGCAGUUGAGCGUGUCGUGGCUCUUGUCAGCAUUGACAGUCUCGACUUCAAGGUUGUUCGUGGGGUGUGUUACGUGCUCGUGGAGUCUCUCCUUCGGACUAAGCACAAUGGUGUGAUGCGUGCGGUGCGUGGAGCACUGAAAACGAUUGCUGCUGCUCUUCUUCGCUCGCGGGAUGUAACCUGCCAUACUCUCCCUUCUGAGAUUCUGGAGUUUCUGUUGGGACCAGAUGGCGUCACCUCCGUAAGUGUAGCGCGCAUGCUGCGGCGCAGCCAAGGGUUGCCACAUGCCCUGCUUGCUGUGCUUGAGGCGGAAGACAUAGGCGUUCCUGCUACCCUCUUUCCCCAAGCUAUGAAGAGGCUUCUUCAUGUGGCAACCAAUGCACAUAGCAACGAGGGCGGCCCAGAUUUGUGCCCCCCAAACGGUAAUGAUGAGCGGCGGACGCCCGAAGCUGAUGGGGAGAUUCGUCGUAGCCAGCGUUCAAACGCUCUGAACGUUUUGAAGUUUAUAUUUGAAAACAAAUCAUUUGCAUCGCGCUCCGUGUCACACCUUGAAGAUGCAUUUUGGAUAGCGGCGUCCGGGUUCGAUGAUCCCAGUUGGGGCAUACGGAACAGCUCACUGAUGCUCUUUUCAGCUGUACUUCCCCGUUUCGUUGGCGAGCAUCCCUCUACCGGUGGUGUAGGAGUGAACACCUCUCUCCACGACAUUGCUAUUCGUGCUCCCCGCGCAGUGGCCUUUGCGUACGAGGAGUUGGUUAAGAGCUUCACGAACCCCUCACCGAGCUUGGGAGUGUUUCCACUUCUGCAGAUGCUUUCUAUGCUAGCUCCCGAUCCCCCCCAUGUUAUCACAAAGGCAACUACGGUAAACCUGGAGGGAGAGGAACAAGAGCAACCUGACUCACAGCGCAUCGUGAAUGCAGUGGUACGCUGUGGUUCUUCAAGGAAUCUCAUGAUUCGUGCUGCCUGCAGUGUCGCACUGACAUCGCUUGUGCCACCGACUAACCUUGAGGGAUUGUUUGCAGAGUUUUGUUCAGCGCUAUCUGCAUCACGAACCGCAGCGAACGCCUUACACGGCGUGUUGCUGCACCUUCAGCAGUUUCAUACUUUCUACGUUGGAACGCUUCGUCGUCACGUGAAACCAAGGGCACUGAGCAGCAGUGUGACACCCACUGUGCAACUGCUUGUUAGCCGCCUUACUGUAGAGGGCCUUACUAUUUCUCAGGGGAAUUCUGCGCAGGAACCGGUGCUGUCACGGGCUUGUGUCCGCUGUCCAACAAUAGCCGCCACCUUCUUUAGUGUCGCAUCUGAUGCACUAUACCAUGCAACAGUUGGUAUGAAGGGCAUUGAAAAAAAAGAUAUCACCGAUUCCGUCCGGUCGCUGGUGAACAUUGGUGUUUCGACGCUACACUCUAUACUGUGUACCGCCACCCCGCUGUACAGCCUUUCGCGCGCCUACCAUGCGGCUGUUGUGGAAAAUAUCACCCUUUUUGCACUGCUCGCUGUGCAUUAUCUGUCGGAUAUCACCACCCAUCAUGGAACACAUGACGCAUUAUGGGUUGCGUUGCGCGAUGUUUUCGCUUGCGAUGCGAGCAAAAUAAUCAUGUCUCAUACCAUGAACCACAUAAGCUACCUAAUGUCGAAGAAUUGGUGGUCGAGUGAGAUAUCGGUUGGCGUUGUGAAGCAAUUUGCUGUACGUAUGAAGUGCGAUCUUGUACACGCGGCUUUAACGAUGUUGCGGGAGAGCCUUGGCGACGACAGACAUGUGAAAGGUCUGUCGUGCUUGGAGCUGUUACGUAUGCAGUCUCAGUUGGAGUUUGUUGUUACCAUGAGUAAGGAGGGGCUCAUGUGUCUAGAGGCGCACAGUGAAUUAUUUGACGCAGUAGAGGACCUACUUCUACGGCGCAUGGACCCCAGUGCUAAGCAUUUUCUGCGCAAUGCAGAUGUGCAUAGUUGGGCUAUUCGCUUUCUUGGUCUCCGUUGUACUUGUCAUAUGCCACACAACAAAGCCGUCUUGGAGAUCAUUACACAUUACUGUCUUCCCACAGUGAAUGUACAGACGCGAUUAGCGGUAGUGGAUUCACUGAAUGAUAGUUUCUUGGCGGGUGUCGUAACAAGCCCCGCUGCCGCCGCUACUACUUCUACAUUUACUAAGCAGCGAUCUGUUUACCUCCUUGUUUUGCUUCAGCUCCUGUUCGACGACGCCUAUGAUGUGCGCACUGCUGCUUGCCGUGUCGUCUCACGUCUCGUAUUGGCGGCGGCUUUGCCACUUGACCACACAAGUUGUGUGAUCGCUCUCGUGUCGCUUCUUCGCUCGUAUUGUUCCACUGGGGAGUUGUCACCGGUGAUGGUAAAGCAACAUCUUCUAAAGAAUACGGAAUGCUGUCUUUCCGGCUCUGCAAAUAAGGAUACGUGUGGUGACGAUGAUGAUGAAGGGAGUGAUGAAGAAGGCGUGCUCUUCGAAAAGGAGGCGGAUAACAUGUUUGCCGAGGGUUCGUUGCUUGCCUUUCUUGCAACCGUAAUUACACGGGAGGGGGCUGACUGCGUGCCGGUUUUUUCGGUGUACACUGAACUAGUGAACGUUUCGGAACGGUGCGGUAACCCGGCGGUCAUGUACGGUGCGCUGCUGGAUGAGCCGUCGCCAUGUGGCGCCUGA
Messenger RNA from Trypanosoma brucei brucei TREU927, 6261 nucleotides. RefSeq lists its product as hypothetical. Gene Ontology annotation, cellular component: cytosol. Gene Ontology annotation, biological process: tRNA methylation. Bases 1 to 6261 code for a protein of 2086 amino acids. Lineage: Eukaryota; Euglenozoa; Kinetoplastea; Trypanosomatida; Trypanosomatidae. The record is from RefSeq and is a predicted model, not a curated record. The transcript has a single exon.